Molecule: messenger RNA, 5721 nt
Organism: Penicillium chermesinum
Lineage: Eukaryota; Fungi; Ascomycota; Eurotiomycetes; Eurotiales; Aspergillaceae
Product: MYB DNA-binding domain protein
Exons: 3
Coding region: 1-5721 (1906 amino acids)
Biological process (GO): regulation of transcription by RNA polymerase II
Cellular component (GO): Set3 complex
Source: RefSeq, a predicted model, not a curated record
AUGUCUCGUUUCCAUCCACCGUCCGGGUUUAACUCCCGCGACCGUUCUCCCCCACAACGCUUUGGUGACCGACGACCUCCAGCUGGGCCACGAGGCUCAGACGAUACCAGCCCUCCAUUCGGCAGAGAACCUCCUCGUGGUCCACGCGCACUUGUUGAUUCACCUCGCGGCUUUGGUGGCCGUGGCCGUGGAUAUGGUCGUGGGGAGUUUCGAGACCGCGAUCGAGACCGCGACCCGCGAGACCGUGAUCGUGAAUUCCGUGACUCUCGCGACGGGCCUCCAUUCCGUCGCGACAUAGACCGAGAUUGGAAUCGACGAGAUCGUGAUUUUGACUCCCGUGAUAAUCGCAUGGGGUUUGGCCGAGGCCGCUCUCGAUCCCCCACUCGUGAUUUCCGCGACAUAAGAGACGCCCCGAGCCGCGAUUUCGACCCUCGCAUGCGACGCAACUCUCGUGACAGCAUAUUAUCGGCUUCAUCGGGUGGUCCAGAUGGUCCGCCUUCGGCUGGUCCUCAUCCACGAGGAGGUUCUAUGCGCGGCCGUGGGCGUGGUGACUGGGAGGGUGGUCGAGGCCGAGGGCGUCCACCGUUCCUCGAUGACCGAGAUUCAUUCCGACGACGCAGUCGAUCUCGCGAUGCAUGGCGAGACCGAGGCAGAGAUCGUGUACCGCUAGACCGGGACAGAGACCGGGACCGUGACAUGGACCGAGAUCGUCUGAUGGAUCGAGACCGUCCGUCAGACCGCGAUCGAGAUCGAGAUAUUUUACGGGAUAGAGACCGGGAGCGUGACCUAGAACGCCGAGAGCGAUUAUUCGAUCGACGGGACGACUGGGAUUCUCGACGGACCGACCGAGAAGAGCGCGAUCGUCCAUUUGAGCCUUGGAAAAGAGAUCACCCUCCGAACCGUGCCGACCCCCGUGGCCCUACGGGACCACCCUCGGCACCUUUCUCAUCUACAAGCUCAUCUGCCGUUGUCACCGAUCGUCCAUCUGACCAACCUGCCGCAGAUCAGUCUCGGAAAGCGUCAACAAUCUCAAAUGCCAUAGGCCCCGAAAGUCGACGAGAUAGCGAACGAUCAGAGCCUGCUUUCCUUCGACCCGAACCGCCAAAGGAAUCGGGAAUCACGAACCAGAACUCACCGCCCCCAUCGGCUCCUCAAGUUCCUGCAUUUGGCUCUGUUUCUGCUCCUAUUCCGUCCCUGGCGCAAGUCAAAGAAGCGCAAGGGCCCCGCGCCUCAAGUGAUGCACCCGCCCAAACUGACAAAGCUGCCCCCGAAAGGCCCUCGCAGCCCCAUGUGCAGCCUCCGACAGGCCCCAAAGCAGACCGGUUGGAAUCUGCACAGUCGUCUGACCUUCGUGCCAACAAAUCGAAUAGUCGAAGCCCUAAGGAUGAAACACUACCAACCCUUCGUGCUCAGAUCUCUGAACGAUCCCCUCCGACUGCGCCCAUCGCUAUGAUCAGGCGAGAGUCUACUGCUGGAGCAAACGAUAUAAACACGCCUGUUGCGAGGUCGACCUCUCUGAAUGCGUCUCCUACCUUUUCUCGACCUCCACCCUCCGCCCCGCGCGCCCAUUCACGGGAACCAUCCAUCUCGCCUCGGAUGCAGCCCUCGAAUGCCCCGGUCGGCUCACGUGCACCGCACCCACGAUUAGGCUCAUCGCCGCGUGGAACAAGUAGAGGUAACAAGCCCUGGACGCCGCCAAGUUUCAGUCGUGCUCCUUCUGUGUCGACCAUUCCGGUCAAGAAGGAAAACGAUGAUCCUGAAGAACGCAUUAUGCCUAGCGAGAAAGUAGCGACAGAGAAGGAACAUACGCCAAUGGGGGCCUUAGAUAGUGCAACGGAUGCCCCGAAUGUGUCUCCUGAACCACAAGAAGCUGCCGGUGUCACUAAGUCGCCCUUACCAUCCUUGACGGACCUCCCGAGUCGCGCUUCUCCUCCUUCUCAACCUGUCCCUGCAGAGAAACCCAUGGAACCUAGCCCAGAGACUCAUGAAGACUCAAAACGCGCCCCACGCAUUCUUGUGGAUUUCGGAUCGAGUGAUGAGGAGGACGAAAAUGAGGUCUUCACUCAGGAGUAUCUGGAAAAGCGCAAGCUCAGCUUUGAAAAGGAAAUGGAGCUUUUGCGAUCUGAACUCCCGCCUUCUCCCCUGGAGGACCAGACUAUUGUUGCCCUCCUCUUGAGAAUCCAACUCCUGGGCAGGAUCUCUCAGGUUGAGAAGCACCAGCCAGAUCCAGCUCCUGUUCCUGCUGUUGAAGAUACUGGCGCCACUGAUGUGCCCGGCAUCGACCGGGUGGUCACUUUCGCUACCGAAACAAUCGACGCUCAACCAGAGCCGAUUGCUCAAGGCGUCAUCCCACCCGUUGCGGAGCAUACUGAGAUUACAGUCGAAAACUUGCCGUUCUUGAACUCGGGCCCUCCGACUCCAAUUUCCGAAAUGGACGUGUUCCAUGAAAACAUAUCUACGCAAGAAAGCUUGAGGUCUGCUCUGUCGAGCGAACUCUCAAAGCGCCAGAAGGAGACUGCUGAGAAAAACUCACUCCUUCGCGAACGCUACAUGUCGUACUACAAGCCAUGGCGUUUAGCAGUCUGGGAACUAGAUCGAUCAAAGGACAAGCAUAUGACGCCCGGUCCGGCCUCUCCGCCGUCACCUGCCGCGCCUGUCGCCCCUGUGGUCUUGCCUGAAUCCCGCGAAGGUCGCGAGGGACGCAGAUACAAGGGGAACAGUGAGCUGGAUUUCCUCAAUGCGUUGAAAGCUUCCGAAAUAUCUGCUCAAGAGGAACUCGAGCGACGGAGGACCAAAAUGGCGACCGCACGCCCAGACUUGUCGCGCGAAGCUGUUAUCCCGGAUAUGCUUGAGCCACGGGAUCAGAAGGCCUACAUUUUCAAGGAUGUCAACAAUACUAUCGCUUGCGAGGAUGCAAAGGAUGUAUUCGGUUUCCUCCCACCACCCAACGAUUUCACGAAGGAAGAGCACGAGAUCUUCACGGAUGCAUUCAUGACAUAUCCCAAGAGAUGGGGUAAGAUUGCCGAAGCGUUGCCCAACCGAGAUUUCCGGCAGUGCAUUCUUCAUUAUUAUCUUACAAAGGAAGAGAUCAAGUACAAGGCGAAGUUGAACAAGCGAUGGAGCAAAGCGAAGAAAUCCCAGCGAUCUAGAACCACGCGGCCGAAAUCCCAUGCCCUUAUUGCGGAUCUGGGAGUGGUCAAGCCAGACGUGGACGGCGAGGACGACCCCGCGCCGGUCACUGACACAGGUCGUCCCCGCCGUGCUGCAGCACCCACCUUUGGUGACGGAGCCAACGAGACCGAGAGUCCUGCCAAUAGUCGUCGUGGCCAGUCAUCUCGAGAUGUUGGUGAGUCCGUUGACAAAACUGCUGCUCGGCGCGGCGCUCGAUCUGCGGGAACCCGUGGCGGCGCCCGUCGUGGCCGGGCUGCUCAACAGGAUCCAAGAUCGCAAGGGCAGCAGACUUCGCAGAGUAGCACCCCUAUGCCGCAAGACCCGAAGACCGAAGUUGGUGCAGACUUAGGGGUUGACUCGGGAUUACCCUCGGACAGAGAGAAGAGUGAGAAGGACUUGCAAACAACCCUUCCCCGAUCAAGAACCGGGCGAAGCGGAAGGCCCAAGGAUGCUAGCAUGCAAGGCUACAUUUUCGAAUCCACUGAAGUUGAUCCUCCUCUGGGGCUUAAGCAGACCGAAUCUGGUUACGGUUCCCAGCAACCCACGAGUUACUGGUCUGUUCCAGAGCAACGAGACUUCCCUCGACUUCUAGCACAUUUUGGCCGUGACUUUGAAGGAAUAUCUAAUUUCAUGAAGACGAAGACUACUGUCAUGAAAGACUUCGAAGAAACAAUGAUGCUUGCUGAAGAGAAAAAAGCUAGAGGUGAAGCAACAGGGCCCCUUCCUGUCCCCAGCGUUGCACUCAAGCGUCGUUAUGAGGCGACUCCAUCCACCAUCGUUCCUCGUCCCCUUGCACCUCAUGCUGAUUUACUAGGUGAUGUGGACGAGGCACGGUUUUCAUCAAAGAGCAAGGGAAUGGCCAUGUCUCCUCAGCCAAUGCCUCUCUCUGGUCGGUCGCUCCUGGAGAAUGACCGCAAUGCCAGCCGCUAUCCUCCGUUAGCACAGGCUUCGACUACCACAAGUGCAGGAUCGGUCACCGCCCCUCUUGGUGAAGACGGCUCUCGAGGAAUGCGAAAUUCCGCGCCAUCUCAUCGGAGGUCAGGUCCUCCAAUGGGCUUCUUCACUGAUGAACGUCGGGAUAGUCUGCUGCCGCAUACGGCUGGGCGUACUCAAGAUAUUCCUCUAUCUUCACGCCAUCCCUCCCUGGCUCCUGAACUGGCACGAAUGGAUCCGUUCAUGUCAAUUCAACAGCCGCCGUCUCUUUUGCCCUCGUCUCAUUCCCGGCAUCCCAGCCUUGCCCAAGCCCCUGGUUCACCAAAUCAAAUGUCGAGGCCCGAGGUUGAUAUCUCAUCAGUCCACCGGGAUCCAUUUAGUCAAAGAGGACAAUACUAUACGCUGCCUGGUCAAGCUGGCGGUCGCCCCCAGUCUCCUCGUCCGGUUCUAUCACCUGUCAAAGAUGCCCCGUCUCGUGCGAGUGCAACGCCUGCGCCUGAACCAACGCCUCGUCAUGUUCCUGCUAAGCGGUCCAACAUCAUGAGUAUUCUUAAUGACGAGCCUGAAGAGCCUCAACCCCCUCGGAAGAAAUAUGCUAAUGAAGCGGCGACUGCACUUGGCCCCAGUUCCAUUACUGCAUCACGCUCUGCUUAUCAACCGGGAGGCACGGGUCGGAUGGAUGAAACUUCAAUUCCCAGUGCCGUCAAAUCCUCAGGUUAUGGCCCGCAAAGCCAGUAUCCAAUGCAGUCUCGGGGUUACGCCGACUAUACUAGCAGCUACGGUCCUCCCGGAGGUGCGAGUGCCCUGGAAACAACGAUUGGAUGGCUCGAUUCGACCCUAGAGCGCAACAGACCGCCUCUCAAUCACAGUCUCAGCAAUCGCAAUCAUCACAACCAACCUGGUCAUUUGAACAACCUCUCUGUACCAUCUCCUGCCCCCACUCCUCCGCCAGCAUCCCAACGACCCUACUCGAACGUUUUCCCUCAGCCAGCCCCUGCUCAAGCUCCCGUGUCAUCGAGUUCCCGCGACGUUUCGGCCCAACCCGCGACGUACCGGCCAGUAUCUCCUCCCUCUCGGUCCGCCAGCGUUGCAUUCGGCUCUCGACAGGAACCACCCACGCCCGCUCAGUCCUCGGCGAGUUUGUACGGUAUCCCUCCCCGCCAGUCCAGUGCCCAGUCAUUUUCGCCCGCUGCACCCUCCACUGCGGCGCCCGCACAACACAGUCAAAGCUACCAGCAGCAUGUCCAAACACUGGUCAACGGAUCCCAUAAUUCACAUCGGUCGACCCCUGUCAGUUUGAGUGGUGGUCAUGCUUCUUAUGACCGUGGUACGCCCCCGCCUCAGACCGGGCGCUCAAUGCCACCUCUUGCAACGAUUGGACGUUCCUACACUCCGCCGUCUGCAAUGCAUCAUUCGGUGGCCGGUGGAAGUAUGGGAUAUGCACCGCCUCCUUCAGCACCACCAGGACCUAUCCCGGGACCUCUUCAUCGCCCCCCGGGAGCAUUGGCCCUUGGUGAUUCCGGCUCAUCGCCCGCCCACCACCGGGUUUACAGCCAAGGCUCGUCGCAAGGCGGAUUGCCGGGUUCGUUGCACCCGUCUUCCCAGGCACCUCGCUAG